Molecule: messenger RNA, 650 nt
Organism: Tribolium madens (black flour beetle)
Lineage: Eukaryota; Metazoa; Arthropoda; Insecta; Coleoptera; Tenebrionidae
Product: 1,2-dihydroxy-3-keto-5-methylthiopentene dioxygenase-like
Exons: 3
Coding region: 5-544 (179 amino acids)
Biological process (GO): L-methionine metabolic process
Molecular function (GO): acireductone dioxygenase [iron(II)-requiring] activity
Source: RefSeq, a predicted model, not a curated record
GACAAUGGUACGUGCGUGGUAUCUAGAAGGCGAUGGAUUGGACAAUCCAAGAGAUGAGCAUCAAAGAUUGCCUCCAAAGUUCAUCACUCUUGAAGACUUGUAUCGCAAAACCGGUGUUGAACAUCACACUUUGAAUGUCGACACUUGUGAAACAGAUGGUUCGUUGGAAAAAUUAAAGGAAGAAAAAGGCUACAAGUUUGAAGAUUUUCUUGAAACUCCCUCAGAAGCUAAUUUGGUGGAAUCCUACAAGGAACAUCUUCACGAAGAGGAAGAAAGUCGGUUGGUACUUGAAGGGUGUGGUUACUACGACAUACGCGACAACGAGGAAUGGAUUAGAGUCGAAGUGGUUCCAGGCGAUCUAAUUGUGGUACCUAGUGGGUGCUAUCACAGGUUUAUGUUGGAUCACACUAAUUGUUUUGAAGCGAAAUUGUUUUUUAAAAAUCCACAUUAUAAAGUUUUUGAACGUCCUGCAGAUAAUUUGGCCUGUCGUCAAGAGUACCUCAAGAAAUUGCACAAUGGAGAGUUUGAAUUUCAAGAAUCAUGAAAAAAAUUCCAAUUUGUAGUUGUUGUAGCUUCAUUAAUAAAUAAACACCUCGUAUUAGUCUAAUUUUCAAAGUGUCUAUAUACUGGGUGAACAAAAAGCAUGUUUU